Pyricularia oryzae 70-15 is the source of this 177-nucleotide messenger RNA. RefSeq lists its product as uncharacterized. Bases 1 to 177 code for a protein of 58 amino acids. Lineage: Eukaryota; Fungi; Ascomycota; Sordariomycetes; Magnaporthales; Pyriculariaceae. The record is from RefSeq and is a predicted model, not a curated record. The transcript has 3 exons.
AUGUGUGCAAAGCACGCCAAUACGUUUGGCACGCAAACCCGGAUAGCUUUCCAAAAGGUACUCACCGGGCCAAGCGGGACUAAGAUAAUAUCGUGGCUUACCUGUAGACAAGGUACAGAGAAGGAUUUUCCACCCGUCACCCGCGGAAAGAUUCUUGUGUCCCGGCAAAGCAAUUAA